Mesorhabditis spiculigera is the source of this 1866-nucleotide messenger RNA. The record is from the annotation of a GenBank genome assembly. Lineage: Eukaryota; Metazoa; Nematoda; Chromadorea; Rhabditida; Rhabditidae.
AUGCGGCGAGCCUCCAACGUUCCCACGAGCUUCAAUAUCAAUAGAUUGAGACAGUCCUUCAGGAAAGGGGCGCUACAAAUCAGCAACUCGAUCAGAGAAGAAGCUCGACACGGGCUUGAUCGCGUACGAAAGGUCCCCAGAUGGGUACGGAUAUUACAAACGGUCUACCAUGAUUAUGGCCUGAAACACAUCUGCUUAUUGGCCAUCCUCGUGCUCUAUCAAUUUUUUGGAGCCGCCGUUUUUUAUUACUACGAAGCAGACGCCGAUGAGCGGAAGGAGAACGAAUGGGUUGAUGAGAUCCGCUUCAAUCGGACACGGCUGGUAGCUCGAAUUGUGCCACUGUUGUUCAACAAUUCGGAAUAUCUGUUCUUCCUCACCCAAAACCAAACAGACGAUGUGAUUGAGAAGCUGUCGCUGGAAUUGAUCGACUAUGAGCAACAGCUUGGCAUCAAGCAUACUGACCAGAAAAUUAAAUGGGACUUUUGGAAUGCGAUGCUGUAUGCGCAGACAAUCUGCACAACGAUUGGCUAUGGUCAUCUUUAUGCUACGACCUUCGAAGGCCGACUUUUUACGAUGGUCUACGCAAUUUUCGGGAUUCCCCUCGUCCUCUCGAUUCUUGACGAUCUAGGCAAACUCCUAACCAGAUGCCUAAAAACCCCUUGGUGGUUGGUGAAAUGCUUCUGCAGACGAGCUUUCCGAUAUUGCACCAAGCAGACGAUGGAAGAGAUCAGGAAGCUAGAUAAUGACGACAAAAGAGACCUCGAAAUUUUCGACCUACCAGUUCCCAUUGCCAUUAGCGUUGUUAUAGCCUGGAUUUUCAUUUGCUCGGCCACAUUUUGCAUCUGGGAGAGCGAAUGGGAUUAUUUUGUUGCGUUUUAUUUCUUUUUUAUCUCGUUGAGUACAAUUGGGCUUGGGGAUAUUACGCCAACCGAGCCGAAGUAUCUGUUGAUGCUAUUCAUUUACAUCAUCAUCGGGCUUUCAUUGGUCUCAAUGUGUAUCAACUUGAUUCAGGCAAAGCUAGAGCGAACAUAUGAAGCGGGUCGUAUACGUGAGUACCCAUGUUUUGAUCGUGAUGGCGGCCUGCUGCUAGAUGUUGGUCGAGUUGGGCAUGAGAGGCAUGUCAAGAGGAGGGGCAGCGCUUUAGGAGUUUUCCGAACAUCCAGCUCUAACCAUUCCAUAACACGCGAAGCCGUGCAAAGUGCGUUGGCCGCGAAGAGGAGAUAUAACAAAACCUGCCAAACGGUGCUCUCAUUUCCGGAAUCAACGAACGGAAGCUUAGCCGUGACGAGGAGCAUUCGGAAUGCCGGAAUGAAAUUUCUCCCCAGGACGUUGUCCAUUGACGAUGUAAUGCGUUUGGUGGACACCGAGGAAGGCGACAUUCUUAUCUUGACUGAGCUGAUUCGUGAAGAGUCAGGCAUCAGCACGACGAGCAACACUAUCAGUGACAUUAGCGGCAGUGGAAGCCAGAUUGUGAUUUCAAAGUCCUUCGACACAAACUUUUCCACAAGCCGCCCGUUGACCGCAUCGAAAAACCUACCUUCCAUUCAGUCGCUGAACGAGAUUGAGCAACUGGAGGAAAUGGAAGACCGAAUAGCACUUGGACAUGCCGCGCAAAUCGCCUCAUCUGUACAAUUUCGGUCGAGGCUUUCCCUCAUUGCUGAACAACAUUCGGUGAUCGAAGAAGGCGAGGAAAGCCUGGCAAGUUCAGGUGAAAAAGACCCACUGGCCCUAUCACCCGGGUCAAACACAGACUCUUCACCAUCGAGCAGAAGGAAACCGCUAGACGUGCGAAAGGCGGCGCUCAGCCACAUACUGAGGCGGAAGAGUUCUCGUGAGAGCAACAAAAGCAAGCAAUCCUCAACGAGC